Messenger RNA from Gadus chalcogrammus (walleye pollock), 1104 nucleotides. RefSeq names its product B9 protein domain 1 (gene b9d1). The transcript is spliced from 7 exons. The record is from RefSeq and is a predicted model, not a curated record. The coding region runs from base 137 to 757 and encodes 206 amino acids. Lineage: Eukaryota; Metazoa; Chordata; Actinopteri; Gadiformes; Gadidae. Gene Ontology annotation, biological process: cilium assembly. Gene Ontology annotation, cellular component: MKS complex.
GGUACCGUCGGGGACGCGUCACCCUGGCAACGAAGUAGGCUUACAGCGCUAAUGCUAACUCAAACUUACAACAUAGCAAUAGUAGAAAGGUUUUUAUCCACGUACUCGUCCAUAUAAAACUAUACAUGAAACAUUAAUGGCUUCCAACAACCCAUCGGUGUUCCUGCUCAUGAUCAACGGGCAGAUCGAGGGAGGCAACUUUCCAGAGUACGACGACCUGUACUGUAAAUAUUGUUUCGUGUACGGCCACGACUGGGCUCCUACCUCGGGUCUAGAGGAAGGCAUCUCUCAGAUAACCUCCAAAAGCAGACUGUCGCCUCACAAACUCAUAUGGAACUUCCCACUGGAAAUUACAUUUAAGAGCACCAACCCAUCUGGAUGGCCUCAGAUCGUGGUGAGCGUGUACGGCCCGGACACGUUUGGCAAUGAUGUUGUCCGAGGCUACGGCGCCACACACGUCCCCUUUUCGCCCGGACAACAUACAAAAACAAUUCCCAUGUUUGUUCCUGAAUCCACAUCAAGACUUCAGAAAUUCACGAGCUGGCUGAUGGGCCGGCGGCCAGAGUACACAGACCCAAAGGUGGUGGCCCAGGGCGAGGGCAGAGAAGUGACACGCGUGUGCUCCCAGGGCUUUGUCACGCUGACCUUCCACAUCGUGACCAAGGACAUGAAGAAGCUGGGCUAUGACGGUACACCUUCAGAUCCCUCCAACACACUGUCCCAGGCCUCGUCGACCGGCUUGAGACCACACGAGUAGCCCCCCCACACAAAGCCUGUAUAUGAGGACACGACGGUAGCAUUGACAAAAGUGGGAGAUUCUGCUCAACAGACUGUAACUGAAUUUCCUUCACUUGCUGCCUGUUAUUGAUAAUUUUGUACAAGAUAUGAUUUGAUUUUGACACUGACGAAAAGAGAUGGCAUUAUACGAAACCAUGGGUAUAGGAAUACCCACGAACCCUGUCUUAUGUUAAGACGCAUCAUGAAUGAAAUUCUGUUUGUUUAUGCGCUUAUGUGAUUGUUUGGUAGCUAUAAAGAAACCUUCGUCCUUUGGGAUAUUUUUUGUAUUUUUAUAAUAAAUGGUCAUUUUUGCUUCAGAAUAGUUGU